AUGCAAUAUCAUCAGUUGGUAGCUGGGUUGCUACUUGGGCUAGUGCCACAAACCUUGGCUGACAUGUCAAUCUGGGUAGAUGCCCCUGUACAAGGUAUUCAAGAUGCUAUGGAAUCAACUCCAUCUGGCGGUCUAAGACCUGUGAAAUCCCCGGAUACAUGCAAUCAGAUGAUAGAACCACAGAAAUCAGGUGAAAAGUUUGAAGCCCAAGAAUCUCCUUCAGAAAUAUGUGUAUGUCCACCCUCACCGGAAAGUGAAGAAGAAUCAGUGGGAUCCAGUCGUUCAGAUGACUAUAAUUUUCCAGAAGAGUUAGAAAGCCCUCCUCCUCAACAAGCUAACAGAAACAACAUUGUGCUACAAUCUGGACCACUUCCUGCCAGGAGACUGAGAAGGGUAGCGGGUGCAAGUGUAACUUCAAGGCCUGAGGGUGACUGUCACUCUGGCUCAAAGAACUGCUCCUCCUCCUGUGUGUUGUCUUUUUUUGCACUUGCAAUCAAAUGGCCUUUUAUCAGGCGCUUCAGGAACUUCAAGAACUUCAAGCACCUUUUUUGUCUAUAG
This is a messenger RNA of Melampsora larici-populina 98AG31, 558 nucleotides long. RefSeq lists its product as uncharacterized. The coding region runs from base 1 to 558 and encodes 185 amino acids. The transcript has a single exon. NCBI's taxonomy places the organism in Eukaryota, Fungi, Basidiomycota, Pucciniomycetes, Pucciniales, Melampsoraceae. The record is from RefSeq and is a predicted model, not a curated record.